Messenger RNA from Phacochoerus africanus (Common warthog), 1502 nucleotides. RefSeq names its product interleukin-36 alpha-like. The transcript is spliced from 5 exons. The record is from RefSeq and is a predicted model, not a curated record. NCBI's taxonomy places the organism in Eukaryota, Metazoa, Chordata, Mammalia, Artiodactyla, Suidae. Gene Ontology annotation, biological process: cellular response to lipopolysaccharide; positive regulation of gene expression; inflammatory response to antigenic stimulus. Bases 279 to 761 code for a protein of 160 amino acids. Gene Ontology annotation, molecular function: interleukin-1 receptor binding; cytokine activity.
UACACCAGGUCCCCUGUAGCUGCAAAGCCUGCUGAGCUUCUCUUGCUUCUGGGCCUCUGGCCUUGGCACGCCUGCCUUCUUAAGGCUCCGGGUUUAGGCCUGGACAAGAGUCAUAGGUUCAGCUGCUUCUGCUAGAAGGAAAGCUAGGUCAAAGAAGGCGAGCAGGUGAAGGAGAGAGGGCUGAACUGUGGCUUGGGACUGACACGGGUCCUCCUGGGGGGUCAUUCUGCACAUAAAUACCAUCAACCCUCGGCCCUUCUGGAACAUUACCACCAAAAAUGAGUAGCAAAGUGUUAUCCAUGCCACAGCCACUUUUGGGGAAUAUUCAGGAUGUCAAUCAUCAGGUGUGGAUCCUUCAAGACCAGACCCUUAAAGCAGUCCCAAGGAAGAACAACAUGGUUCCUGCCACUGUUACCUUAAUCCCAUGCAAUCAUAUGGAGGCUCUUGAGAAGGACAAAGGGUCUCUCAUCUACCUGGGACUGAAGGAGCCAGAGCUCUGCCUAUUCUGCACAAAGGUCAAUGAGCAGCCCACACUACAGCUUAAGGAACAGAAGAUAAUGGAUCUGUACAACCAGGCAGAGCCUGUGAAGCCCUUCCUCUUCUACCACAACAAGAACGGCAGCACCUCCACCUUUGAGUCUGUGGUCUUCCCCGGCUGGUUCAUCGCCUCCUGCCCCAAUGGAGGCUGUCCUCUCAUUAUUACCCAAGAACUGGGGAAAUUCUACACCACUGACUUUGGGUUCACUGUACUAAAUCCUUAAGGUUGAUCUUGGGUUGGAGGUUGUUCUCCACCCAGAGAAUCUUACCUUGGUUCCCUUUGUUCUAGCCCUCAAAGUGCUUCUGAAGCACAACAUUGUAAAUCAACUGUUCUUCAGUUAAAAAUUAAAGAAAGGAGAAAAAAAAAGUGCUUCUGAGAUGAACAUUGCCAUACUGGCCAUUCAACAAGGAAAGACUGAGUUGCCAGAAUUAGGUCCAGUGUUUGAUAGUCCAAGCUAGGUUAAGAGGGGAGUAAGCAGUCAAGUCCUCAUCUAGAAUAGGGAGGAAGAAACUGUGGUUGGGCUUUUCACACAAGGGUUAGCUUGCUGCCGACUCUCCACUACCCACACAUUCAGGCAAUGACCCGAAUGUUGGGCCAGGCUCUGUGCCCUUUCUUAGGGGCCAUAUGGAAAACAGUCCAAAGAAACUGAGGAUCUUUGCAUGGCCACAUAGCUAAAUGAUGACACCUUUACAAAAAUAAUAAAGAAAACUCAACAUACUUGCUAAUGAUGCUUCAAAUAAGAAAAGAGUGUCAUGAUUCUUUCAUUUCAAGUCCAGACCUCUGGAUUUUCAGAUACAUUGCUCCAUGGCAUUGAAUCAACAUCUUUUGGCUCCUGAUGGGAAGAUGCUGACAUAUAAGUUCCAUAAAAGAAAAGGCCAAAAAGAAAGUUGACCCCUUCCUGGGCAUGACUUGUGUCUCAGGGAAGUUACAUAUUCGGCUGUUUCCUUUUUUUUAAUUUUAAUUU